Molecule: messenger RNA, 828 nt
Organism: Closterium sp. NIES-65
Lineage: Eukaryota; Viridiplantae; Streptophyta; Zygnematophyceae; Desmidiales; Closteriaceae
Source: the annotation of a GenBank genome assembly
AUGGACGGUUAUAACGCGUACAGUGCCUUUCCUCCUUUCAAGUGGCGUUAUUCACUUCAGGUGGUGGUCAUCUUUGUGAAAGCAGGCGACGGGGGGAACGGCGCAGUGCUGCACCCCCCACGGCCAUGGAAGGCGGGGGAGACGCCUGGACUGAAGGGAGGGAAGCUCAACGCGAGGGAGGCGGAGGAACUGAGGAGGAAGCUUCGCAGGGACGCAGCUGGGCUGACCAUCGUGCCCAUUGGGGGGCAUGGGGGGGACAUUGUGAUUCACACAGACCCCUCCCUCUCCACGCUGCUGCCGCUGCCUCUGAAACCCCCCACGUGCAGGAAAGAAGCGGAGAAAGCCAAGGCUAUGAAGAAAGAGGCUGAAAAGGCCAAGGCAAUGAAGAGGGUGGGCACGUUCAAGAGGGACGCGGAUGGGCUGGCGAUCGUGCCCAUGGGAGGGCAUGGGGGAGACAUUGUGAUUUAUGCUGAUCCCUCCCUCUCCACGCUGCUGCCGCUGCACCGCAAGAAGCGGCACGUGGCGAGGAGCGGAGGACACGUGGAUGCCAAGGGGGGCCUGGCAAGGAGAGGGCCUGACGGAUUGCAGGGGCCAGUGCUGCGGAUAGGUGUCCCAGUAGGCACUUUGGUGAAGCGCAAGCCGGGAGGCAAGUUCCUGGCGGAUUUGGCAAACCCUCCUUCCACUCCCUUCCACCACUUUCCACCCCUUUCAACCUCUCCACCAGGCACGGUGGUGAAGCGCAAGAGAGGAGGCAAGUUCCUGGCAGAUCUGGCGAACCCGGGAGAUGAAGUGGUGGUGGCGAGAGGAGGACGAGGAGGGGUGAGUUGA